Notothenia coriiceps (black rockcod) is the source of this 1674-nucleotide messenger RNA. It is a transcript of the gene fech, whose product is annotated as ferrochelatase. Gene Ontology annotation, molecular function: protoporphyrin ferrochelatase activity. Gene Ontology annotation, biological process: heme biosynthetic process. Lineage: Eukaryota; Metazoa; Chordata; Actinopteri; Perciformes; Nototheniidae. The record is from RefSeq and is a predicted model, not a curated record. The transcript is spliced from 10 exons. Gene Ontology annotation, cellular component: mitochondrion.
ACAGGGGAGGGUCAGUGCAGCCAGCCGGUAGUAGCUGAAGGAAUCUGUCUUUACACCGGGCUGCGAGUUACUCAGUGUUGGGAAACACCAGGGAAACACUCGUGGACUAUUACGUAUCCGGCCUUCAUAACAGUGGGGACAAGGACUUUUACUGGCAUUGAAAACGGAAACUAUCAUGAUGGCAGUCUUUGGCAGCGCAGGUCGUUUAAUACAAUUUGCCAGGAGCAGCGUCAGUCUGAGUGUCAGGAGACGCUCCACUGCUGCUGCUUUGGCCCAGACUCCAGACACACAGGACAACAGGAAACCUAAGACGGGCAUCUUGAUGCUGAACAUGGGAGGACCGGAGAAACUGUCAGACGUUCAUGACUUCCUGCGGCGGCUCUUCAUGGACACAGACCUGAUUCAGCUGCCUGUACAGAAACAGCUCGGCCCGCUCAUCGCUAGGCGACGGACUCCAAAGAUCCAGGAGCAGUACAGUAAGAUCGGGGGGGGCUCGCCCAUCAAACACUGGACCUCCAUGCAGGGGGAGGGCAUGGUGAAGCUGCUGGACGAGAUGAGCCCUGACACGGCCCCUCACAAGUUCUACAUCGGUUUCCGGUACGUUCACCCGCUGACGGAGGAAGCCAUCGAGGAGAUGGAGAAGGACGGAGUGGAGAGAGCGGUGGCCUUCACGCAGUAUCCUCAGUACAGCUGCUCCACCACAGGUAGGCUCACACUGCGGAGAAACAGAUGUAACGUAAAGCCUCCCGACAACAGCUGCUCCUCCGUGAGCUGUAGAGAACGCCUUUCCAAAGAUCACGUGAGCUCAAUCGAUGCAGAAAAGAUCACAUUUGUUGAGACUUUUUUUACAUCUGGUGUCAUUUUGUGCGGCCAUCCUCCUGCCACCACCAUGCGUCCUCGCAGGAAAGCAGAAGCAAAGUCAGCUCUCUUCGUCUUCAUCGCCACCGUCUCCUCCGACUUCAACCAGCAGCCUGCGGAGGAACACACACCACAGCUGAAACAACCAGGAGUGUGUGAGCUGGUGGGGCCCAUGCAGUGGCUUGGCCCCCAGACGGACGAUGUGAUUAAAGGCCUGUGUGAGCGAGGGAAGAAGAACAUCCUGCUGGUGCCCAUCGCCUUCACCUCGGACCACAUCGAGACCCUGCACGAGCUGGACAUCGAGUAUGGACAGGUGCUGGGGCAGGAGAAUUUCUUUUGUUCUACAUUUCUGAACCCUUGUUCUUUGUGUGUGUAGUGUUUUGCAGAACACGUCAAAAAUGAGCUGCUGAAGUUUCCAGAGGACAAGAGAGACGACGUCGUCAUUCUGUUCUCCGCACACUCGCUUCCUAUGGCCGUGGUAAACCGAGGCGACCCGUACCCUCAGGAGGUGGGGGCCACAGUUCAGAGAGUCAUGGAGAGACUGGGGCACUGUAACCCUUACAGACUGGUGUGGCAGUCCAGGGUGAGUACACGUUCAAAUGACCCUCAACAGUCUUCCAGUAACAGGGAGUAUUAAGGAUAAGCAAUCAAGAAGCAGUACGACUUGAAACCCUCCCCUUCUCAUUCUCCUCUUUUGUUUAUAUGCACCUUAUACCAUUUGAAUGAACUGUAGACAUUAACAGAAGGAUGUGUAGUCACAGAGGUGUACAGUAACAUAGUGUGGGGCAAUCCAGCACAUUUUAUAACAGAUAAACA